Molecule: messenger RNA, 2475 nt
Organism: Rhopilema esculentum
Lineage: Eukaryota; Metazoa; Cnidaria; Scyphozoa; Rhizostomeae; Rhizostomatidae
Product: dimethyladenosine transferase 1, mitochondrial
Biological process (GO): rRNA methylation; transcription initiation at mitochondrial promoter
Cellular component (GO): mitochondrial matrix
Molecular function (GO): rRNA (adenine-N6,N6-)-dimethyltransferase activity; mitochondrial transcription factor activity
Source: RefSeq, a predicted model, not a curated record
ACGAUGCAAAGUUGCAAUCAAUUACAGAACUGUUGUCACGUGGACACAACAAACAACAACAAUUUUAAGAUGCACAUGGGUACGGUGUUCGACUGACUGCCAUCCAGUGACUGAGAUGUUCCUCACCAGAAGAUCUAAUUUGUUGAGGUUGUCUUGAUGACAUAUUUGCAAUACUAAUGCAGAAGUUUGUUUGGUGAGAAAGGAAACAUGGCCUCUUUGAGCAGAGGAGUGAGGCUGCCACCAAUGCCUCGUAUCGCAGAUAUCAUUAGGCUCUAUGGCUUGACGGCUAAAAAGCAGUUGAGUCAGAACUUUAUUUUGGACCUCAAUGUUACAGAGAAAAUUGCAAGGAAAGCAAACCUCUUUGACACUUAUGUUUGCGAAGUUGGGUCUGGACCUGGCUCAAUUACAAGAUCGAUUUUGCAAGAAGGAGUUCGGCAUGUAGCAGCCGUUGAAAUAGACCAAAGAUUCAUGCCAGUGCUAGAGCAACUUGCUGAUUGCGCUGAUGGCUACAUGUCAGUCCACAAUGAAGAUAUAAGGAAGUUCAAUAUUGCAAAGGCAUUGUCAAAAGCAAAUGCAGUCCCUUGGGAGUCGGAAGAGUUACCUGGCGUUCGACUUGUGGGCAACCUGCCAUUCUCAGUCUCCAUCCCGCUACUUCUGCAGUGGCUAGAGGCGAUACCAGAAAGAAAAGGACCGUUUACAUUUGGUAGAGUGCCAAUGACCCUUGUUUUUCAAAAAGAAGUGGCAGAAAAUCUGGCCGCUAUUGGUGCUACAAUGCUGCAGUCUCGAUUAUCAGUUAUGACACAAAACCUUUGCAGUGUUCAGCGUGCAAUGGUAAUGCCACGAUCAAUGUUUGUGCCUGAGCCAAAGGUUGAUGCUUGGCUGGUGAAUAUUGUACCGCACAAGGAAGCAAAAAUCAAGGCUCCAUUCAAAAUUGUCGAACAGGUUGUCAAAGCAGUAUAUCAACACAGGAGAAAGUAUAUUCGUACACCUUUGAGGUUAUUAUUUCCAGAAGCAGAGAAACUAGCAGACGAUUUAACAGAGUUGUCGGGUGUGACUGCGACGAAGCGCGCCCAUCAGCUUACAAUGGAAGAUUUCGACGCAUUAUGUCAAACGUUUUUAGAGCUUUGUAAUAAACAUGGAUUAAGUAAUUUCCCGUUGAAAGUUCACCGACCAAGUCCUAUUGUUCAUUCUUCUGUUGCUAAUGCUUAGUAGCAUAUCCAUGAAUUAAUUAAUUAGAUUACCUGACGGAUUCAAUAUCACCUGCGCAUGAGAAUGUGCCUUAUAAGAAAAUCCAGAUUGAGCUAUUGCUAUUAUGUAAGUUGAUGAAGCAGAAUGUUUAGUUGGUUGUUAUAUUUUAUAUAAGUUUGUGCGUGAUAUUAAAGCUAUGACGUUUCAAUCACAGAACACUAGAAAUCGAUGUUUAGUAGAAUAGAAUCAGAGGUAAAUAAAUUCAAUCAAUCUUUCGCUACCUCUGCAGUAGGUUGGUGUAUAUGGGUCUCAGAGAUGGAUACUUUCACUUAACUUUUCGCUACCUCUGUAAUGUGCUAGUGCAAAUAAAUAUAGAUCGUAUAGCUUGGUUCUAAAAUAUACUUCUUGCAAGCAACUUGUCAAUUUUUUACGAAGAGCAAUGAUAAAUGCCCCUUUACAGAAUUGCAAGUGUUGUAGUAUCGAUUCUUUUGGAUGUGUGUGAAAGUAAGACAGCUCCAAUACCCAAUAUAGUUUGUACAAUAUGAUAUGUAUAUAUAUAUUUUGUAGAGAACCGUUUGUAGUGGCUUAUUCUUUCAGAACUGCAGUAUGUUGGACUUCUUUCUAGCAACAAACUAGUCGUAUAUAAGAAGUCCCACUCAUGUUUAAAAGAGCUAGAGCCUCGAGGAUGAGCCUUUUAAUGACCAAUGACAAAUACCUAAUAUGUCAAAAAUCGUUUGAUCAUGCAUCCAUCCUACACUGGCUAUUUUAAAAGUUUACAUAUGUUUUGUAACGUUGUAUUUGUAAGAUUUGAUCAUCAGAUAAAAAAUACAUUUAACAAAAUAGAUGAAUGAGAAAUGAACCCUGCUAUCAGUAGCCUGAGUCACAGACCAAAAACUUCACGGAAGUUUUAGGUCUGUGACGCAGGCUAUGCUAUCAGUAGAAACCGGCUUUGAAACUGAGACAAGACCUGUUAAUGAGGGCCAGUUGCGAUGCUAGAAGAGCCCAUGGUCUUGGUGCUUGACCCAGCGCAUUUGCAAAAAAAACUGAAUGCAAAGCAAUUUUUGUAUAAAAUGAUGAUAAAUAAGCCAUUUGUUUAUGAUUUUUUAUGUAUAAAAAACAAGUCAUUACAACGACAAUUAAUCCAUAGCUAAAUUACUUUGUAAACUGCACAGUUGUGAGUAAGAAUCACUUUGAGAUUUUAAGUGUAAUAGUCUUGCUGCAAUCUUUUGUCGGUGCUGUAAACUUAGAAGAACUUUCGUAUUUUAUUUGCAAGACCUAUAUACUUGA